AUGCAAGAAGAUUGGAAACCAAAGUUAAAAAUGAUUUUUGAUAGCAUUGAAGAUGCUUGGAAGUUUUUGGUUGAUUAUAGUGAAAAAGUUGAGUUUGGACUGAGGAAACAAUAUUAUCACAAAAACAAAAAUGAUAUAAUUACUUCUUACAAGUUUGUUUGUAAAGAAGGUUUACGAAAACCAGAUAAACGGGAUUAUAAAACAAUCAAUCCAGGGCCGGAGACUCGAACAAAUUGUCAAGUAAGAUUAGGAAUUAAGAAUAUGGAUGGUAAAUUUAUGGUCGUUUAUUUUGUGGAGGAACAUAAUGACAAUUUACGUUUACAAGAAACAACUCACAUGUUGUCAUGUCAAAGGGAAGACUCUCAAAUUCAAUGUCAUCAAAUUGAUUUAGCCGAUGAAGCGGGAUUACAACAAAGGAAGUCGUUUGAUUUGACGAGUAAAGAAGUGGGAGGUAGAACUAACUUGGGAUUUAUUCAUCUUGAUCAAAAGGAUUAUCUUCGGGAAAAAAGGCAAAGGAGUAUGGUACAUGGAGAAGCCGAUUAUCUAUUGUAUUUUGGUGAUGUUAUAUCUCUUGAUUCAACAUAUUGCAUAAAUAGUUCACAUAGACCACUGACACUAUUCUUGGGAUUUAACCAUCAUCGAAAAGUUGUGAUUUUUGGGACUGUUUUAUUAUAUGAUGAAACAGUUGAGUCAUACAAGUGGCUCUUUGAGACUUUUUUAGAGGCUCAUAAGCAGAAAAUAAUCACAAACAAUAUUUACUGA
Lathyrus oleraceus (garden pea) is the source of this 762-nucleotide messenger RNA. RefSeq names its product protein FAR1-RELATED SEQUENCE 5-like. NCBI's taxonomy places the organism in Eukaryota, Viridiplantae, Streptophyta, Magnoliopsida, Fabales, Fabaceae. The record is from RefSeq and is a predicted model, not a curated record. The transcript has 2 exons. The coding region runs from base 1 to 762 and encodes 253 amino acids.